GACUUCAUUUACGUGAUCAGUAUCAAGAGGAGGAGUAACUAUUCAGGACCGCCAUAAUGGAGGACGAAGAGUCAACUGAUUCUAUACCAACCAAGGUCCACCGUACCAGCGCCCAAGAUGUCAUACGAUGUGACCUGUGUGAAACACCUGUCCCUCCACUUUACUGUGACAUCUGUCACAUCAAUCUCUGUACGGCAUGUACUGGAGAACAUAUCUUAAAGGAAUCAAAAUUGCAUAUAGUAGUGCCGAUCAAACAUCAACAGUCAAGUCCUAUCCUUCCCAAUUGUCCAGAACACACAGCAAAACUUUGUGAACUCCAUUGUAACCGAUGUGAUAUUCCUAUUUGUGUACAAUGUAUUACUUCCAAGAGGCAUGCGGCUCAUGACGUAGUAGACAUAUUGAAUUUCAUUGAGAAAAAGAACAAAGCAUUACAAGCAGAUUUAGAAGAGCUAGGGACAGAAAUUUAUCCUAAAUAUCAAGAAAUUGCUUCAUCGUUCUCAGUUCAGAAGGGUGAUUUAAAUAGCAACACCGAAAAACUUAUUUCAGCUAUCAAUAAGCGAGGCGAAGAAUGGCACAGAGAAAUAGACAACAUUAUCAGAAAAAUGAAAUCGGAUAUUGAAAAUACGGUAUCUGAAAACCUGGUUGUCCUUAAGAAACAAGAAGUCGAAAUAAAUCAUAGUCUUUCAGAAAUUACACUCAACAUCAAUGAACUGAAGAACCUACUAGACUCUAAUGAUGCCAAGCUUCUUUCUAAGUACGAAUCCAGAAAUGCAAAAUUCAAAAGAUUGCCUUCCAAACUCGUCGUUUCGCUACCACACUUUUCUUCUCAAAGAAUUGACACAGACAAACUAUUUCAACAGUUCGGUUCUUUGACAGCACUUUCCAUAACAACAGUAGAACGUCUUAAUCCAACAAUAUCCAAUGAAAUCGACAUUUCUCAUGAUAAAAAACCAAUGGUCAAAUCUUCUUAUUAUGGAAAGCAAAAAACCUGUGAUUAUAUGCAGAAAGAUUAUCCAUAUAUUCAUGAGGUGGAAGAAGAUACGCGUUGUUCAGAGGUGGAUUAUGAGCUAUGUGGCACCUCAGUGGAUUAACCAAAAAUGAAUAUUCGAAUUUUCACUUAUUUUUGCAAAAACUUAAUCUUUGACAUAUUUACCUUUAUGGAAUACCAUUUUUACCGAAAAUAAGAUCAUAUGCAAUAUAAAUAAAUAAAUUUUCGUGUGGUGCUCACGGUUAACUUCCAGUUCCCUUUAAAGACCUAGUAAGUUGUCAGAACUUGUGUCCGAACCAUUUGUGUAUGUAUCUUUAUAUAUAUGUAUACAAUAAAAUAUGUUCAAAUCAAAUUCCCUUUAUUUUAGC
Magallana angulata is the source of this 1356-nucleotide messenger RNA. Its product is annotated as tripartite motif-containing protein 45-like. Gene Ontology annotation, molecular function: zinc ion binding; ubiquitin-protein transferase activity. The transcript is spliced from 2 exons. The record is from RefSeq and is a predicted model, not a curated record. Lineage: Eukaryota; Metazoa; Mollusca; Bivalvia; Ostreida; Ostreidae. Bases 57 to 1091 code for a protein of 344 amino acids. Gene Ontology annotation, cellular component: chromatin; nucleoplasm. Gene Ontology annotation, biological process: positive regulation of DNA-templated transcription.